This is a messenger RNA of Nothobranchius furzeri (turquoise killifish), 4001 nucleotides long. It is a transcript of the gene pcxb, whose product is annotated as pyruvate carboxylase b. Gene Ontology annotation, biological process: gluconeogenesis; pyruvate metabolic process. NCBI's taxonomy places the organism in Eukaryota, Metazoa, Chordata, Actinopteri, Cyprinodontiformes, Nothobranchiidae. Gene Ontology annotation, cellular component: cytoplasm. Gene Ontology annotation, molecular function: ATP binding; pyruvate carboxylase activity; metal ion binding. The record is from RefSeq and is a predicted model, not a curated record.
AGGAGCAGAGAGAUUAAAUAGAAGGCAGGCGCAGGAGCAGACUGCUAUAUCCGCCACACGGAGACGAACGGUGCCAGCUGCUAGCUCAGUUAGCCUCACUAGACAGUUAGCCACUAGCUCCAGAGUCCUAGCUCUGUUACUACUCAUGAGGGAGGAGCAGGAGGGCUAAAGUCUGGGUGACAGUGUGGGAGUCGACGCUUUCAGCUCCUGCUCGACCGUCCUGAUCUGACUCCUUGUGUUUAUGAGUACCCGUGUACCUGUGCGUGAGAGUUUAUGUACACAAGUACACCUCCUUCCCUCCUACCAGCAGCGUGUUUGUAAAUGUGAGUCCGGUUAGCAGGAGCAGCAGCAAACCCACAAACACGGCGUGACUUGUUUGCUCGGUCCGGUUCCUUGGCAGCGGAUUGACAUCCUUUAACCUGCAGCAGCAUGAUGUUGCAGUUUGCCGUAGUCCGGGGCGGUCUUGGCCUGCUGGCCGUCAGGAGGGCAUGCCUCUUCUCCCGAUCGUCCCACUCCGCCCCACAGGCCCAGUAUCGACCCAUCAAGAAAGUCAUGGUGGCCAACCGAGGUGAAAUAGCUAUCAGGGUGUUCAGAGCCUGCACUGAACUAGGGAUUCGCACGGUGGCGGUUUACUCUGAGCAGGACACCGGACAGAUGCACAGGCAGAAGGCAGAUGAGGCUUACCUGAUUGGGAAAGGACUGCCACCUGUCGCUGCCUACCUGGACAUUGCAGACAUCAUUAAAGUUGCCAAGGACAACAAAGUGGAUGCUAUCCACCCUGGCUACGGUUUCCUCUCUGAGCGCGCAGACUUCGCUCAGGCCUGUGCAGACGCAGGAGUGAUGUUUGUUGGACCGAGCCCAGAAACGGUCCGAAAGAUGGGAGACAAGGUGGAGGCUCGCUCUUUGGCCAUCAGUGCUGGUGUACCUGUGGUCCCAGGGACAGACGCGCCCAUCGCCAGUCUGCAGGAGGCGCAGGCAUUCGCCCAGACGUAUGGUUUCCCCAUCAUCUUCAAAGCUGCGUACGGAGGCGGCGGUCGAGGCAUGAGGGUGGUCAGAGAGUAUGAGGAACUGGAGGAGAAUUACCAGCGGGCGUACUCUGAGGCCCUGACGGCUUUUGGGAACGGCGCUCUGUUUGUAGAAAAGUUCAUCGAAAGGCCAAGACACAUAGAAGUUCAGAUCCUUGGUGAUAAAUAUGGAAAUGUCAUCCAUCUGUUCGAGCGAGACUGCUCCAUUCAGCGCAGACACCAGAAGGUAGUGGAGAUCGCACCGGCCUUCCAGCUGGACCCUCACCUGAGAGACAGACUUCACUCUGAUGCUGUCAGCCUGGCCAAACAGGUGGGAUACGAGAACGCCGGCACCGUGGAGUUCCUGGUGGACAAACACGGGAAGCACUACUUCAUCGAAGUCAACUCCCGCCUCCAAGUGGAGCACACGGUCACCGAAGAAAUCACAGAUGUUGACCUGGUGCAUGCUCAGCUGCGUAUUUGUGAGGGCCGCAGUCUGCCAGAACUCGGCCUCAAGCAAGACAAGAUCCGGGUGAACGGCUGUGCCAUCCAGUGCAGGGUGACGACUGAAGACCCAUCUAGAGGCUUCCAGCCAGACACGGGAAGGAUCGAGGUCUUCAGGAGCGGGGAAGGUAUGGGGAUCCGUCUGGACAGCGCUUCAGCCUUCCAGGGUGCUGUCAUCUCGCCUCAUUAUGACUCGCUGCUGGUUAAAGUCAUCGCCAGCGGAAAAGACCUGCACACCGCCUCGUCCAAAAUGAGCCGGGCCCUGGCUGAGUUCAGAGUGCGGGGGGUCAAGACCAACAUCCCGUUCCUGCAGAACGUCCUGUCCAACAACCAGUUCCUGCACUCCACCGUGGACACCCAGUUUAUUGACGAGAAUCCAGAACUCUUCAACCUCAAGCCCACUCAGAACCGAGCUCAGAAGCUCCUGCACUACCUCGGUCAUGUGAUGGUGAAUGGACCAACCACGCCCAUCCCAGUCAAGGCCAAGCCGUCCUCCAUCGACCCAGCCGUCCCUUCCGUCACCAUGGGUGACCCACCUGUAGGCUUUCGGGAUGUGCUGCUGCGUCGCGGUCCUGAGGGAUUCGCCAAGGCUGUGCGAGCCCACCAGGGUCUGCUGCUGAUGGACACGACGUUCAGGGACGCUCACCAGUCACUUCUGGCCACCAGGGUUCGCACCCAUGACCUGAAGAUCAUCUCUCCUUUUGUCAGCCACAACUUCAGCAACCUCUUCAGCCUGGAGAACUGGGGAGGUGCUACCUUUGACGUGGCCAUGCGAUUCUUGUCCGAAUGUCCGUGGAAAAGGCUCCAGGAGCUGAGAGCUUUGAUCCCAAAUGUCCCGUUCCAGAUGCUGCUGAGAGGGGCCAACGCUGUCGGCUACACAAACUACCCUGAUAACGCCGUCUUCAAGUUCUGCGAGGUGGCCAAGGAGAACGGCAUGGACAUUUUCCGUGUGUUUGAUUCCCUGAACUACCUGCCGAACAUGCUGCUGGGCAUGGAGGCUGCAGGAGCGGCGGGUGGCGUCGUUGAGGCCGCCAUCUCGUACACGGGCGACGUCUCUGACCCGAUGAGGCAGAAAUACUCGCUGGAUUACUACGUGAAACUGGCUGAUGAGCUCGUCAAAGCUGGAACCCACAUUCUCUCCAUCAAGGACAUGGCCGGCCUCCUGAAGCCUGAGGCCAGCAAGCUGCUGAUUGGCGCCCUGAGAGACCGAUUCCCAGACGUGCCCAUUCACGUGCACACGCACGACACAGCUGGAGCAGGAGUAGCGGCUAUGUUGGCCUGUGCCGAGGCUGGAGCGGAUGUAGUGGAUGUUGCAGUUGACUCCAUGGCGGGGAUGACAUCUCAGCCCAGUAUGGGCGCCAUGGUCGCCUGCACCAAAGGGACCAAGUACGACACCGGCAUCGCCCUGGAGAAGGUGUUUGACUACAGCGAGUACUGGGAAGUGACCCGGGGACUGUACGCUCCGUUUGACUGCACCGCCACCAUGAAAUCCGGCAACGCUGACGUCUACGAGAACGAGAUACCAGGAGGACAGUACACCAACCUGCACUUCCAGGCUCACAGCAUGGGGCUGGGAAACAAGUUCAAGGAGGUGAAGAAGGCUUACACCGAAGCUAACAAACUACUGGGAGACCUCAUUAAGGUGACUCCAUCCUCAAAGAUCGUGGGUGACCUGGCCCAGUUCAUGGUGCAGAACAACCUGACCCGCGCAGAGGUGGAGGAGAGGGCGGACGAACUGUCCUUCCCACUGUCUGUGGUGGAGUUCCUGCAGGGAUACGUUGGAAUUCCUCAUGGAGGAUUCCCUGAGCCGUUCAGAUCCAAGGUGCUGAAGUCCCUUCCACGUAUCGAGGGUCGUCCUGGGGCCUCGCUGCCUCCAAUGGACUUCAAGGCUCUGGAGGAGGGACUCCGGGCCGCUCACGGUGACGACAUCACCCCUGAGGAUGUGAUGUCAGCCGCCAUGUAUCCCAAAGUGUUCCAGGAGUUCAAGGAAUUCACUGCUAACUUCGGACCCGUGGAUUGUCUCAGCACCAGGCUGUUUCUGGAUGGACCCAAGAUUGCAGAAGAGUUUGAGGUGGAGCUGGAACGAGGGAAGAUCCUCCACAUCAAGGCCCUGGCUCUGGGAGACCUGAACAAGGCGGGUCAGAGAGAAGUCUUCUUUGAGCUGAACGGGCAGCUCAGAUCGGUGCUGGUGAAAGACACCGUGGCCAUGAAGGAAAUGAAGUUCCAUCCCAAGGCCCAGAAGUCCGUCAAGGGGCAGGUGGGAGCUCCCAUGCCCGGAAAAGUCCUGGAGGUGAAGGUCAAAGUUGGAUCUAAGGUGGAGAAGGGUCAGCCUCUGUGUGUCCUCUCAGCCAUGAAGAUGGAGACGGUGGUCAACUCCCCGCUGUCCGGGACCGUUAAAGCUAUCCACGUGGAGGCCGACGCCUCCCUGGAGGGAGACGACCUGAUACUGGAAAUCGAGGAGUAAGCCUGGAGGUUGGGGGGGAGGGGGCAGCA